Messenger RNA from Manihot esculenta (cassava), 2020 nucleotides. Its product is annotated as putative pentatricopeptide repeat-containing protein At1g12700, mitochondrial. The record is from RefSeq and is a predicted model, not a curated record. Bases 1 to 1665 code for a protein of 554 amino acids. Gene Ontology annotation, molecular function: protein binding. Lineage: Eukaryota; Viridiplantae; Streptophyta; Magnoliopsida; Malpighiales; Euphorbiaceae. The transcript is spliced from 3 exons.
AUGAUGAAGAUGCCUUGGAGGAGGAAGAGCAGGAGCUUCCAUCUUCAACUACAAGGGGCAAUUGGUACCAUUCAAUCUCCAUUCCUAUUUUUACUUACCAAUUAUUGCCAUUCUUCUACUUCCACACUUGAAGAUGCACGCUUCUUGACAAAUAACUUCAAAUCUGCUUCUUUUACCCGCCUUCAUGAUGCCAUUGCUUCCUUUAAUCAUGUAAUUCAUAUGCAUCCUCUUCCUUCUAGGGCUCAAUUUAGUAGAUUCUUAUCUGCCCUUCUGAAAAUGAAACAAUAUCACACUGUCUUUUCCAUGUCCAAAACAAUUGAAUUGCUAGGAAUCUCACACGAUGUUUAUUCUCUUAGCAUCUUAAUUAAUUGCUUCUGCCACUUACACCUUGUGGAUUUUGGUUUCUCUGUUUUUGGUAAGAUGCUCAAAUUGGGAUUGGAGCCUGACGUUGUGACAUUUACUACCUUAAUUAAUGGGCUUUGUAUAGAGAGUAAAAUCAACGAAGCAGUGGAAUUUUUCGAUGAUAUGGUUGCACGAGGUUAUCAACCUGAUGUUUAUACUUACAACACUAUAAUAAACGGAAUCUGUAAAUUUGGGAAAACAAACGUGGCAAUUGGGCUGCUAAAGGGAAUGGCUGAUAGAGGUUGUGAGCCAGAUGUUGUGACAUACGGAGCAACCAUUGACGCCCUUUGCAAGGAUGAGCUAGUUGGUGAGGCUUUAGAGCUCUUCUCUCAAAUGAGGAAUAAGGGCAUUUCACCUAAUGUCAUCACUUACACUAGUUUAAUUCAUGGUGUUUGCAAAUUAGGCCAAAAGAACCAAGCUUUGGCCUUGAUGAAUGAAAUGGUGGAGCAGGACAUAUUACCAAAUGUUUAUACCUUCAAUGUAUUGAUUGAUGCUCUUUGUAGGGAUGGAAUGGUUUCAGAGGCUCAAAAUACAUUCAAUGUAAUGAUUCAAAGAGGUGUAGAGCCUGAUGUGGUCACCUACAAUUCCUUAAUUGAUGGUCUUUGCAUUUCAGACCAAUUCAAGGAAGCUUUGGCCUUGUUGAAAGCAAUGGUGGGGAGGAACAUAUCCCCUGAUGUUUUUACCUUCAAUAUUUUCAUCGACACACUUUGUAAGAAAGGACUGGUUUCAGAUGCACAGAAUAUAAUCAAGAUAAUGAUUCAAAGAGGUGUGGAACCUGAUGUUGUCAAUUAUAAUUCAUUGAUGGAUGGAUAUUGUCUGUGCAAGCAAAUUGAUAAGGCUAGAAAGCUAUUUGAUCUGAUGGUGACCAAUGAAAUAGCUAACAUUUUUAGCUACAACGUUUUGAUCAAUGGAUAUUGUAAGUGCAAAAUGAUAGAUGAUGCAAAGCAGAUUUUUGACGAAAUGUCUCAUAAAGGUUUAGUUCCUGAUGCUGUUACUUAUCAUACUCUUAUAAAGGGUAUGUUUCAAGCAGGGAGGCCCCAAACUGCAAAAGAGCUCUUUAAGGAUAUGUGCUCUUAUGGUCAACAACCAAAUAUAGUAACCUUCUCAAUUAUGAUUGAUGGCUUGUGUAGACAGGGGAAACUCGAUGAAGCACUCACCCUAUUGAAAGAAAUGGAGGAAAGUCAGUUGAAGCCUGAUCUUGUGACCUAUUGCAUUCUGAUCAAUGGUACUUGCAAGGAUAUGACUACAACUUCACCUUUCUAACCAUAAAGGGCGCAGGAUAGACAGUCCCAGAAUACAAGGUAAGAGAAUCACUAGACUUCUACAGCUGUUGGUUGGAUGAAAUGUCACUAAAAUUAUAAACUGAAAAUUUUAUGGGAAUUGAGGGAAAAGCAAACGUCCUCUUUGUCAAUAUGGUAUAUAACGGAUAUAUUUUAGUGUUGGACCACCAUUUGAGUUAUUUAUACGGUGCAUUUUGCGAUACAUUUGUGUGGUGUUAUGAAUGUGAAACACAUUGUUUCUUACUGUUUGAGAUGUUAGUCAAGUUAGGCAAGAAAAGUUGUUUGGGUUGUUUCUUUUCUCCUUUCAGCAGUAUAUAAUGAGUCAUUUUAUGUUUUUA